Molecule: messenger RNA, 2230 nt
Organism: Megalops cyprinoides (Indo-Pacific tarpon)
Lineage: Eukaryota; Metazoa; Chordata; Actinopteri; Elopiformes; Megalopidae
Product: extensin-like
Exons: 6
Coding region: 243-731 (162 amino acids)
Source: RefSeq, a predicted model, not a curated record
GUUUCUGUGGGGACUAAAUUCACUUGCGGAACAAAAUCAGGUUAGGUGUCUCAACCAGAAGUUCCUCGUGAUCGAGCAUCACUCUCGUGGUGCCGCACAAGAGGACUGUGUCUUGCCUGUGGUACAUAGGGAACCUUAUCUCUCCCACCCAGAGAGGCUUCGCGUAAUGGAGUAAGCUGCAGUUUCAUUUCAGGUAAAAUUUUUAUUCUGAUCAUUUCCUGUUUCAACCAUCUGAGACAAUCAUGGAGCUUUACUGGUACAUAGUCGUCAUACUCUUCAUCAUCAUAAAGAUCUUCUUCUAUGUCUGCUGGUACCGUUCACGGCGGCGCCAGCUGACAGCCUUCCUCAGCAACCCGCGCAACACCCAGAUCGUUAUCGUCGGAGGCCGGGCGUACCUGCAGCAGGUAUGCGAAAGGGAGAAUGCUUCCGUGCGGCCUAUCUGGCGUGCCAAUCAGGAUGACGGCUCACCCAGCGCGCCCCCCGCGCCCGCUCCAACCGCGCCGUCCUAUGCUCAGUUCGAUGCUCCCCCACCUUACGAAGCCAUCUCAGGAACAGAUGAACUGAAGCCCCCUCCUUACAGCGAGUGCAUGCUGGGCGGAGCCAGUGUAGGGUCCUGGCCCGAUCAAGCUGCCGCAACACCCAACCCCGGCAGGAUCACAGGCGCGCCUCCUCCCUACAUACCCUACCCCUGUGCAGGGGAAGGCCCGUCCGGCACAGGGCCAGGGAGUUAGGCCCCACAGCCCGUAUCGGGCCGGCACGGUGUGGCCUCGGAUCUCCGGCCCCUCCGGUUUUAAAAGCAGGAUGACGAGAGGGACGAGGACAAUGCCCUCGCUCGCAUCCUGGCGAGAAAAAAUAAACUGUUAAACACUUUCCCUUGUUUUUGGCUUCACAGAACAUUAGAAAAGUAAAUGGGAAAGCAGACUCUUUGAAAGAAGAGGGAAGUAACUGGGGACUCUGAAUGGUACUCAGCUGAUUCAUUCAUGGAGGUUUUUAUUUUUUAACCAUUGGCCAAGAACUUCCUUCCGCUUAACUGAACUUUUGUUCAGCUGUGGACUCUAUCAUUGAGGUUGCUGAGAAGCGGAGGAAAAGCGCUUGUGUUAUCAUGUCCUCGUCGCUGCGGCAGCCUCUGAAUGCAAUGACUGACCACAGACGUGACCUCGCCUUUGGCAGGAGGGCCAAAACCGGCCCCAUUGACCCUGCUCCCUGCCCUGUGUCUUAUUCUAGGGGAACCAUCAAAGUAAAACAAUAAACCACAAAUGGGGUCACAAAAUGAACUUUGUUUUACAGUGAGUGUAUUUGCGUCAGCAUGAGGUGAAUUGCUCAAACUGAUAGUUCUCAGCACUGAUCGGCUUUUACUUUUGAUAAGUGGUGGGAGAAAGUGGUCAGUGAUUCCCUGAUUUUAAGCAAUCAGGCUGUAUAGAUGUGGAGUGCAACAUAUUUUAUUAGUUCAAACAAGCCACUGAUUGACAGUACCAGGUGGCUCCACCCAUUAUGGGCUCCAUAAAGCCUCACUUUCCUAUCACUCUUUAGCAGGUCUACUGGCUGCGUAGCUGUAAUUUACACAAACACUUACAUUCCUAUGAACAACUUCCGUAAUGACCUGUUCUCUUUCCUUUCGCUACAUUUGAUCUUGGCAGCAUCAGUAACACGAUCUCCCCCUUUAAGCCAGGCCUUAAAAAGGGACCGCGGAGUAGCCUCAAAUUGACUGCAGCCUUUGGAUUGCAUUGCAUCGCACUGCAUUAUGUACAUUGUAGUCCCGCUGACGUAGUUUGCUUCGUUAUAUGCAUAUUCUGGUUAAGUGCAUAAUGUCACAACUGUUCCAAGCCUAUGCAGUUACCCGAAAUUGACUGUAGUCAAUGAGAUUAUAGCAGACAAAUGUCAAGGGUGCAGUUUCAGGUCUAAAGGUUGCAGCCAUUGCACAGUGUUCCUCAGGCGGCUUUGUGUGCUAUCUAGAAGGUCACAGCCACCAAGGAGGGCGAACUAAUUGAGAAUGCUCCCUCCUUGUCAGUUCGUUUUGAACACAUGCUCUGUUCAGGGCUAGGUCUGUUGCCUUUCAAUGCACUUUGCACCUAAUUUAUGUUCUUAAUUUUAAAGAUAAAAUACAGAAAUGAAAUAUGCGUUUAUUUUCCAAAUGUCUUUUUCAGUGUUUUUCAGAAAAUGUGUCGAUAUAUUUUGGCAGGCUAAAUAAGUGUGUAUACUGUAAAAUGGUAACAGAAUUGUUUUGUCUCAA